GCACUCGUGGACGACCUGAAAGGAGACACCAGCGGUGACUUUGGAGAACUGCUGGUGGCGCUCGUCACCCCUCCUGCAGCGUUCGACUGCCAUGAAGUGAUGCGGGCCAUGAGGGGCGCCGGGACAGAAGACAGCACCCUGAUAGAAAUCUUUGCCUCCAGAUCCAACCAGCAAAUCAAAGCUCUGACUGACGUCUAUCUGGAAGAAACUGAGAAGAAGUUGACCCUUGACCUGAAGUCAGAAGUUUCCGGAGACUUUGCCAAUGCACUCCUCAUCCUGGUCGAGGGCAAGAGGGAAGAGAACACCACAGUAGACGCAGACAAGGCAAAAGAAGACGCCAAGACCCUUUAUGAUGCUGGGGAGAAGAAGUGGGGCACUGAUGAAUCUAAGUUUGUAGACAUCCUCUGCCAGAGGAGCGUACCUCAGCUGAGACAGACUCUGGUUGAAUAUAAGAACAUCAGUGGAAAGACUCUGCAGGCAAGCAUCGAAGGAGAGAUGUCAGGGGAGCUGGAGGAACUGCUGGUGGCUAUCGUGAAAUGUGUGAAGAGCAUCCCAGCUUACUUUGCAGAGCGUCUGUAUGGGUGCAUGAAGGGUGGCGGAACAGACGAGUGGACUCUGAACAGGAUCAUGGUGAGCCGCUCUGAGAUCGACCUGCUGGACAUCAGAGCCGAGUUCAAGAAGCUCUACGAGUACUCGCUGCACUCUGCCAUCGAGUCAGAUCUGUCGGGCGCCCUCGGGGACUGUGUGAAGGCCAUCUGUGGAGGAGACGACUAACUAACACACCUGAGGCCCACCUGAGGCCGAGAGUCUGAUUGCGGAGGGGAAUAUGGAAAGACUCUGCUAAAGAUUUGUGGAGGAGACGAUGAUUAAUAUCGACAUGUUUGGCUCUCACUACAUUUUUAUUUUCAUUUCUGUCAUUUUAUCAUUUAUCAACCCUAACAUCCACAUGGCUUUAAAUACAAUACUACACAUGGACUUUAUUUAUUGCGAAAGGAAAUGCCCAAACAUAAACAUACUAUGAAAACACAGCUUUUAGCAGUUUUCAUUGCAUUUGUUGCUUCAUUUGUACAUCAUCAUUAUUUUCCUUCUGCUUUUUGAUAGGUCUCCAAAUGUAGAAGAUGUUACAAAUAAUGUUACAGCUAAAAUUAACAAUCAGCCCUACAGUACUGUAGUCAUGCAGCAAGCUCACAGUAAAGAGUGACUUCUGUAUUACAAAAAUAAUAAUAAGUUUGUCUUCACUAAAAAUCUUCAUUCUUGAAUCUUUGUAACUUCCAGAAAUAAUAAUAAAACAUGUCAUGAAUUA
Epinephelus moara (kelp grouper) is the source of this 1303-nucleotide messenger RNA. Its product is annotated as annexin A3-like. NCBI's taxonomy places the organism in Eukaryota, Metazoa, Chordata, Actinopteri, Perciformes, Serranidae. The record is from RefSeq and is a predicted model, not a curated record. The transcript is spliced from 10 exons. The annotation marks the transcript as partial. Gene Ontology annotation, cellular component: cytoplasm. Gene Ontology annotation, molecular function: calcium-dependent phospholipid binding; calcium ion binding.